AUGAACAUUAUAAAAGGCAAAACUAUCGUUAAACACGAACGCACUUUAAGACGUAGAUUAUCAAAAUUAAAACACCAAAAAAUUAAUGCUUUUUGUCUGCUACUGAAAACACAAAUUAAUCAUCUUAAUCUUGAUUUCAUUUUCUGUCAUCAGGGAAAAAAUCUUUUACAAGGUUGUCCUUAA
Messenger RNA from Clunio marinus, 183 nucleotides. NCBI's taxonomy places the organism in Eukaryota, Metazoa, Arthropoda, Insecta, Diptera, Chironomidae. The record is from the annotation of a GenBank genome assembly.